This is a messenger RNA of Lingula anatina, 1436 nucleotides long. RefSeq lists its product as uncharacterized. NCBI's taxonomy places the organism in Eukaryota, Metazoa, Brachiopoda, Lingulata, Lingulida, Lingulidae. The record is from RefSeq and is a predicted model, not a curated record.
AGUAAGUUCGGUUAGUCUUUGCCUUCUUCUUCUAGCGCCUAGGUUACUUCCCAAGGACGAUCAAGAUUUUCGUGAAAGAAGGACAAUUUCAUGCUGGGAGAUGGCUAGGCAAUUGUGCAUUGUGUUAGCGGUGCUGAUUAUGUUUGUAGACGUCACCAGCGCGCGCAGCGUCAUGGAGGAGAAGAAAGAAUGGCGGCAAUGCUUCUGUCCACGCUACGAGCCGUACAACUCUAUUUGCCCAUCUGAGUACCACUGCUACGGCGUCCAGUGUGAAUGCGUCACCUGUGGCUGCAACCCCCCUCGUGGCACACCCUGGGGUCCGUACCCGACCUCUAAAAACACCGACUCCCUCUAUCAACACUACAUGGUGAACUACCGCAGAGACCAGGCUGGCAUUGGAGCCAACUUCUCCCCGCAUCCAGCAAGACCGUAUAGCAAUGCACGCCCCGCUGACGACGACUACUACUGGAGACAAAUGUUGUACUUGAAUAUGCUCCGUUUUCGCGACAGCAGGCCUAACUAGAGGGUUGCCGGUAUUAUAGAUCUCAAACGUCCUGGCGGAAGAUUUUUCAUAAUAUAUAUCACAAUCGGUGCUUUGGUGCGAACGUAAGCGGCAGACGCAAUACGUAGAAUGUAUGUCUAUUAGGGGAACCUGUAUUUCCAUUAAGAAAACUAUUAUACAUGACAGUCAGACCAUUCAACGAGAUGCUGACGCCCACUCCACUGUGUUUUCUUUGAAGUAUUUUAGAGUUAAGGACUAAAAUUGUAACAAAUUGACUGUGACAGCAUAUGGAGCAUCCUGUAUUUCAGGAAAAUGAUAUUUUCAUAGUUUCGGAGCUGAAAUACGCCUGAUAAAAACACGCUUGAGCUCAUUGUAUUAGAUAGCGCUUAAUUGCCUUCAUGCUAUCAUGUACUAUACUUAAAUGGUUGUUAAAAGCUUAUCACGCUGUGAAAACAAUGCAAUUUUACGGCAACAUUCAUCCCAAAUCACUCAAUUGGCGAUUCCUUACGUGAGUUAACAGUUAUUUUAAUUCAGCCGACAGAAACCUAACCGAAGAGUUUAUUACCUAAGGCUUAGCUGUACCUUGUCACAUUCGUCUUUGUCUUAUACAGUAGAAAUAAGAAAACUUCAAGUUGGAAAAUGAGUAGGCAGUUGCUCAUUGUGUUAGCGGUGCUGUUUGUGUUUUGUUGCCAAGCGAAAUUGUUUUGAAUGGAUGUUCAUGAGAGUGUUGUUGUCAAGACGUGCAGGUGGAUUGCAAAGUACUUAGUUAAUCCUAAAUUAAUUUCUUUUUCAGUCCGACGACCAAAGUAAAAACUAAAAUUCCCGAGUUGAAAAUGAUGUGAAUGUGACCCCACUUAAUGAAGGACUUUUGUCACGCGUAACUAAGAGACACCUUAGUUGUUAGAACAUCACUGUUCACUGUUCCAGUACAAUA